Molecule: messenger RNA, 4545 nt
Organism: Drosophila ananassae
Lineage: Eukaryota; Metazoa; Arthropoda; Insecta; Diptera; Drosophilidae
Gene: Shal
Product: potassium voltage-gated channel protein Shal
Exons: 7
Coding region: 860-2575 (571 amino acids)
Biological process (GO): protein homooligomerization; potassium ion transmembrane transport
Cellular component (GO): membrane; voltage-gated potassium channel complex
Molecular function (GO): protein binding; A-type (transient outward) potassium channel activity
Source: RefSeq, a predicted model, not a curated record
UUUCUAGUGUCCCGGAUUCGGAUUCAGAUUCGGAUGGCGAGGGUCGGAGGUGCUGGCGAUGGCGAUGGCGCUGGCGCUUUUUGCCUUUCUGCCGUUUUCAAUUUUCACUUUCAGUUUGUCGAGAACGUUUGAACUCAGAGCAGCGCCCCAAAAAAGUUGAGCGCUUUCAGCCAGCGGGACGCAGUUUGGGCCAAGCUUUCUGGCCAUCGUGCGUGCAGCAGGCUAACGCCAGGAAAAAAAAAAAACGGAAAAAAAGCAAAAUUGUAAAUUCAAAUUUGGCCAUAAAGCGAGCUAAAGUUAAGCUAAAAAGUAAAAAAAAAAAAGCCAAAAAUCAGAUGAGAAAAUGUACACGGAGUGUCUGAAAUAGUGCGGAGAAAAAUGUGCGGCUAGCGGAUCGGAGGAGAAGGAGAAAGAGCAAGGAGGAGGCGGAAUCUAGUGUAAGAGGCGACAAGUGUAAAAUUGCUGCACAUGAACACAACCAGAGCAUAGACAGACACAGGAAACUUUUCAUAUCCCCGCAGUGAACAAUAAAAGCAAAAGUGGCAGCAGCUCCAAACAAAAAUGACAGCAAUAAGUUUAAGCAAUAAAACACAGCUUGCCGGGAACUGCGAAAAUGCAGCCUGAAGACAAGAAACAUAAGCAGCGGGCUAAAGCUUUAAAAUAGGAGUUAAUCGACAUAGCUCCUACCCCAUCCCAAAAAACCAAAAAAGAAAAUCCCUUUAAUCCCCCAAAUCAACUGCCAAAUCAUAUAUAAAAAAAUAUUAAAUUAAAUAAAAGUAAAGAGAAGCUGCUGAAAGGAGCGAAAAGGGAGGAGAAUCUCUAGAGUUAACCGGGACACUGAAACAUUCCACCCCAUAGCAUGGCCUCGGUCGCCGCUUGGCUGCCCUUCGCCCGGGCGGCGGCCAUCGGGUGGGUGCCGAUAGCCACCCACCCACUGCCACCGCCGCCAAUGCCCAAGGAUCGCCGCAAAACGGACGACGAGAAGCUCCUCAUCAACGUCUCCGGCCGCCGCUUCGAAACGUGGCGGAAUACUCUGGAGAAAUAUCCAGAUACUCUUCUAGGUUCCAAUGAAAGAGAGUUCUUCUACGAUGAGGACUGCAAAGAGUACUUCUUCGACCGGGACCCGGACAUCUUCCGGCACAUAUUAAACUAUUACCGGACAGGAAAGCUGCACUAUCCCAAGCACGAAUGCCUCACCAGCUACGACGAGGAGUUAGCCUUCUUCGGCAUCAUGCCGGACGUGAUCGGGGACUGUUGCUACGAGGACUACAGGGACCGGAAGCGGGAGAACGCUGAGAGGCUGAUGGACGACAAGCUGUCGGAGAACGGGGAUCAGAAUCUGCAACAGCUAACCAAUAUCCGGCAGAAGAUGUGGCGGGCAUUCGAGAAUCCGCACACGUCCACAAGUGCUUUGGUGUUCUACUACGUGACGGGCUUCUUCAUCGCCGUCUCUGUGAUGGCCAACGUGGUGGAGACAGUGCCCUGCGGCCAUCGUCCUGGCAGGGCGGGUACCCUGCCUUGCGGCGAGCGCUACAAGAUCGUCUUCUUCUGCCUGGACACAGCCUGUGUGAUGAUCUUCACGGCGGAGUAUCUGCUCCGCCUGUUCGCCGCCCCCGAUCGCUGCAAGUUUGUACGUUCGGUGAUGAGUAUCAUCGAUGUGGUGGCUAUUAUGCCCUACUACAUCGGCCUGGGCAUCACCGACAACGACGACGUCAGUGGCGCCUUCGUCACGCUCCGCGUGUUCCGAGUGUUCCGUAUCUUCAAGUUCUCCCGCCACUCGCAGGGACUGCGGAUCCUCGGCUACACGCUCAAGUCCUGCGCCAGUGAGCUGGGCUUCCUGGUCUUCUCGCUGGCCAUGGCCAUCAUCAUAUUUGCCACCGUAAUGUUCUACGCCGAGAAGAACGUCAACGGCACCAACUUCACAUCGAUUCCGGCGGCCUUUUGGUACACCAUUGUCACCAUGACCACGUUGGGCUACGGCGACAUGGUGCCAGAGACAAUAGCUGGCAAAAUUGUGGGCGGCGUCUGCUCGCUCAGCGGUGUGCUGGUCAUCGCCUUACCUGUACCUGUUAUCGUAUCGAACUUUAGUAGAAUCUAUCACCAGAACCAGCGGGCGGACAAGCGCAAGGCGCAGCGGAAAGCUCGCUUGGCGCGCAUCCGGAUUGCCAAGGCCUCGUCCGGAGCCGCUUUUGUUAGCAAGAAGAAGGCCGCCGAGGCCCGGUGGGCUGCCCAGGAGUCCGGCAUCGAGCUGGAUGACAACUAUCGGGACGAGGACAUUUUCGAGCUGCAGCACCAUCACUUGCUGCGAUGUCUGGAGAAGACAACGGAUCGAGAAUUUGUCGAGUUGGAAAUUCCGUAUAACGGUCAGCCGAAGCGGCCGGGCUCUCCGUCGCCGAUGGCCAGUCCCGCCCACUCGACAAAUAGUGCCGCCGGCCUCCUGCAGUCCUGCUGCGGUCGCUGCUGCUCCCAGCGCUACCAGGCCUGCGGCAAAUACAUGCCCGCUGCCAGCAAUGCUCAAAAUAGCCAAAACAAUCAGCCCAUGGAUGGCACCUAUCUGGUGGAGGCCUCGUUCUGAGCCGGCAGUGAGUUGGCGUCCACGUCCUCACCGAAGCCCCUGAGAAAUGAAAAAGCACCAGCCACCACAGAAGCAUCCACAUCAAGAGCUACAUUCACAUCCCAAUCAAUGACGAGAUCGAGAUGAUUUAUGUUUACUUUACGUUUAGUCUAACUUGAAAAGUUUUUAAACUAAAUUGAAUUCGUUUGUAGGCAUUGUCGUGUGUGUAUUUAGUCGCCAAAUGAAAUAUAAAAACCAAAAACGAACACAAAAACUAUAAAAAACACUAAAAACACAACACAAAUGAAAACGAAAUACAAGUGUAAUCUCUAAAAUCUGAUUUUCGAGUUUAACGAACAAGAUAUUUAAUUAAAAGAUCAACAUUUGCAGACUCAAAUGCAAACAUCUCUGAAUGUGUAAAAUGUAAAAAGCACAUUAAAAAUUAAACAAAAUGAAAUAAAAGUGCCGAACUCAGUUUCUGAGGCGGCAAAGUCGGAUUUGAUUAGCGAAGACCCGUUAAUGAAAAAACAAAAAAAAAAUAAAUAAAAAUACAAAAAACCAAAUAAAUAAUAAUAAUAAUAAUAUGCAACACUAUUUACUUUAUUUAGGUGACAAGAUAACAACAGCAAAAAACCGAAACCGAAGCAUUUUAGAGGAAUUUACUGUGUAUGUUUUAAUAAAAUGAGAAUAAUAAAGUAGUUUAGACGGAAACCAAAAAUAGUUUGACGAAAGUACUACCCGGCAGGAGGAUCCAACGGAUAUGAAUACCCGAAAUGGGCAAAAAGAAUACUCAAGCACGUUGCAUUGGGUCCAAAAACCAAAAACUCUAAAGUAUUUAAAAUAAAACCAGAACACAAUAAUGAAAUUUUAACAGCAAAUGAUUUGUGUAGCCAGGAAUGGAACGAAGAUAUGGAAAGAAUGUUGAGAAAAUUAUGAACAAAUUAUUAUUACGAAUUCGUGUAUUUUUUAAAUGGUCCGUAGUUUAGUAGGUAUGAUCUUCAUAAACUAGCCUUUGUGAAUUUUGUUAUUUUCUCAUAAAAAUUUUCCGCUCGCCUUCAUUUUCCCUGACAGACCUCCUCCUCCAUAUAGAGAAAAAGGUUUCAGUUAAUCAUUUACUCACUCCUUACCUUUCUCUGUAAUACUCCAAAGUGAACUAAUCAAAAUCUAUUGAAAAAAAAGUAACAAAAGAAUUACAACUUUCUUCCAAGAACUAAGUUAGCAAAGAAACUAUUUAAAUGUAUAUGUGUGUGUAGGAAAGGCUUUAAAGAAUUGGAGCAUUAACUAACUAAAUUAACUCUUAGCAAAUUCUAACAGAAACUUAAAGUAUAUUAAUUAAUUCUAAAUUAAAAAUCAAACAUUUAAAAUUAGUUCAAGUAAACAACUUAAAAAAAUUAAAAAACAAAAAUGAAAACGAAAACAACAACAUAAAUAUGGAGCUUGUAUGUAUGUAUAAUAAAUUUAUUAUGAUUACUCUAAUUAUUAUUAUUAUUAUUAUGGCGAUGAUAAAAAGAAAGACGAAACUGUUGACUAUUUGUUUCUAACUCUCUAAGUUGCCUACUAAUUUUCAAAAUGAUAAAUGCAAACCAAAUUAACAAGAAUCACAAAAUUUUGUUUAGCGUAACAAAGUUGUGAAUAAAAUACAACCGAAACGAUUACGAUUAGAUUGAAAAUUUACAAAAACAAUAAUGAAAACCAACAUCAAGAAGGCAAAAACCACAAUUUGGUCACUAAAACCAACUCUUGUAGCGAUAUUCUAAAAGAAACCCAAUUUAUCAAGAAAUGAAAGUCGAUAGUCGAGAAAAAAAAAGAACCCAAGAAAUAUCCAAAGUCGGAGGAAGACGACAUUUCUCUUUUGAUUUUUAGUGAUAUGAAAUUCGAAUUGAGUAACAGCAAAAAACAACCAUAUACUCUGCCACGGGUCUCUGCGAAUGAAACAGCUAAAGAUUAAUAAUGAAUAAAAUAAAGAAAUCUGUUUACUUCCACCAAACAAA